Messenger RNA from Cynara cardunculus var. scolymus (artichoke), 1457 nucleotides. RefSeq names its product phytochrome-interacting ankyrin-repeat protein 1-like. Lineage: Eukaryota; Viridiplantae; Streptophyta; Magnoliopsida; Asterales; Asteraceae. The record is from RefSeq and is a predicted model, not a curated record. Gene Ontology annotation, molecular function: protein binding. Bases 546 to 1070 code for a protein of 174 amino acids. The transcript is spliced from 3 exons.
AAAGAAGUCUCUCUGCAAAAUCUAGGGUUUGCGUUUUUAUCUCGAAUUCAAUCGCAUCCUUCUAAAUUCACUUUAAGUUUCCUACAUGAAACCGCCGAAUACAUCUCAAAUCGUAGUGGGAUUUCUCUGAUUUUGUAUAAAUCCAGGGUUUGUGUUGGAUCGACAACAGUCAAUUAAGGUUUUUCUUUUUGGGAUUUGCUAAUAUGUUUAACAUCUCUUGCCUCCCAUCAUCAUCGAUUUCUUUACUCGCGAUUAAGCUUCAGAAUCUCCGUGUGUUUGGUCCUGGCUUGAAUCCUUUCGCACCCUACAACAUGGGCAAUCAUUCCUCCCGCUAAUUUUUUCGUUUUCGUUUGAUUGUUUACUCAAAAUCAUGUAAAAGAAGUUGUCAAGCCUUCUAUUCGAGUGGUUUUUUUAGUUCCAAUUACUAUUAUCUUGUUUUUAAGAAGCAAACGUUUUUAAUUGAUUUCUACACCAAGAUCUGUUCUGUUCUGUUUAAUUUUGGUAUACCCGAAAGGGAAAAGAAAAUCGGGAUAAUCAAAGGAAGAAUGACUCAAGAUUACUUAUUGGGUUCGGAUGGCCGUCGAAGGCGCAUCAGGCGCUCCAUCAGCUUUGGGAACGACAGGGACGACCGAGGCUGGACUAUGCUUCAUGUUGGUGCUCGAAGAGGGGAUCUUAAAGAGGUGAAAAGGCUCCUUAAUGAAGGAAUGGAUGCAAAUGUGGCUGCAUCGGGCCCCAAAUCGCAUGGGGUCACCCCUCUUCAUCUUGCUGCCAAGGGUGGUCAUGUAAAGGUUAUGGAUGAACUCCUUGAGCGUGGUGCUAAUAUUGAUGCCCGAACCAAGGGGGCUUGUGGCUGGACUCCACUCCACACUGCUGCAAAAGAGAGAAACAGAAAGGCAAUCAGAUUUCUAGUUGAAAAUGGCGCGUUCUUGCCAGAUAACAUGGAGGAUACCAGGUUUAAUCCGCCAGUCCAUUACUGCCCUGGUCUUGAAUGGGCUUAUGACGAGAUGAGGCGUGUUCAACAAGAGAGUGGUACAUCAUCAGGAGAGGGAUCUUACAGCUCCGAAAGCUAAGUCUCUUUCUGUCUCUCCCCACUAAACAAGUACACACAUUUCUCGUUCAGGAUGGUGAUUGAAUUUGCGGUUGUCUUCUUGAUUUCCAAUGCUACAUGGGUUUGAAAUUUGGAUAGGUUUAUUUCCAAUAAGUGAUGAUAUCUCCGAUCCUACCUCCCCCUGUGUCUGUGUGGGAUAUACUGAGUUUGUUUGAUUUUGUUUACUAUGGGAUUGAGUUGAGUUGAGUUGAGUUGGUUUGGUUUGGUUUGGUUUGGUUUGAUUUGAUUUGGUUUGGUUUGGUUUGGUUUAUGGUACUGGUAUUGCUAUUUUAUUGAGAUGUAUAUCCGUGGGAUAUUAUAUUGAGUUGGUUUGAUUUGGUUUAUAGUACCAAUGUUGCUGUUUCGAUGA